GUGGCACCUGAAAAAAAAUCAGAGUGAGACCUCACAGUGUUCUUAUGCUCUCUGGUGUGAGUUUGUCUGCAUGGCGGUGAUUAUUCGAUGCUUUGCAGUAAAGUCUCAUGUUUUCAGCGGCUGUGUGGGAAGAUUGUUUGCAGCUGACCUCCUGCGGUUCCAGUCUGUAAGAGGAAGAGCACCAGACAGCAAACACUACAGUUCAUCUUGCUCACGCUCAGCUACAGGGUCCACGAUGAGAAAAAAGCUGCUGGCAGAUGUGGACUGUGGGACAGACGAUGCUCAGGCCAUCAUGUUGGCUCUGGCCGCCCCAAACGUGGAGCUGCUGGGUGUCACUUGUGUGCACGGAAACACCACUGUGGAGAACGUGUGUAAGAACACACUGAGAGUUCUUCAGGCCUGCAAUAAACUAGAGAUACCAGUGUUCAAAGGAGCCGAUAAGCCCAUCCUCGGGAACACCAUAGAUACUGGACACUUCCACGGGCUGGAUGGGCUGGGAGACGCUCCUGACCCCAACCCUCCCGGUCUGGACCUGGUUCAGAAAGAGAACGCUGUGUCGGCUAUGAUCAGGAUCAUCAAUGAGAACCCAGGAGAGGUGUCUCUUGUUGCCACAGCACCGCUAACCAACCUGGCUCUGGCUGUGAGGAUGGAUCCGUCCCUACCGAGCAAACUCCGAGGGCUCUACAUCAUGGGAGGCAACACUGAAUCUCGAGGAAACACCACAGUGUGUGCUGAGUUUAAUUUUGCUGCUGAUCCAGAAGCUGCGUACAUUGUGCUGAAGGACUACAAUUGUACCACAUACCUGGCCUGCUGGGAGUUCACCUGCCACAGCAAGCUGUCCUGGGACUUUUGUGACGCCUGGUUGGCGCAGGACACCGACAAAGCUCGCUUCAUGUCACGGAUCUUCCGCCACAGCAUGGAGGCUUCACGGAGCGAGCGCUUCGAGAAAGAGUUCGUCGCUGGAUCAGGGUUUGUCUCCUGUGACUCGUACGCCAUGGCGGCCGCCAUAGACGACACGUUCAUCUUAGAAAGCGACGAGUACCCCGUUAGCGUGGAGCUGGCCGGCACACACACCAGAGGCAUGAUGGUGGUAGAUACUGUGGGGUUCAUGAAGGGGAAGGAGGCUCCUAAGAAGGCUUUUAUUAUGAAGAAGGUGGAUAUGAAGAAGUUUGAGCAGAUGAUGAUGGCUGCUUUAAAAUAAGAGCGUCUGAGCAUGCUUAAGAGGCAUGAGUCAGAAACUUCUUACUGUUCCAGUGUUUGUUACAUUUUUUUGAGUCUUCUGCGGUUUUAUAAUUGUUUCUACAGUAUGUUUGUAUUUUUUUAACAAGGCCACAAACAAUAAAAACACUGAAUUUGUUA
Notolabrus celidotus (New Zealand spotty) is the source of this 1359-nucleotide messenger RNA. RefSeq lists its product as uncharacterized. Lineage: Eukaryota; Metazoa; Chordata; Actinopteri; Labriformes; Labridae. Bases 71 to 1201 code for a protein of 376 amino acids. The transcript has 8 exons. Gene Ontology annotation, molecular function: hydrolase activity, hydrolyzing N-glycosyl compounds. The record is from RefSeq and is a predicted model, not a curated record.